Molecule: messenger RNA, 2892 nt
Organism: Papaver somniferum (opium poppy)
Lineage: Eukaryota; Viridiplantae; Streptophyta; Magnoliopsida; Ranunculales; Papaveraceae
Product: alpha-glucan phosphorylase, H isozyme-like
Exons: 16
Coding region: 153-2663 (836 amino acids)
Biological process (GO): glycogen catabolic process
Cellular component (GO): cytoplasm
Molecular function (GO): pyridoxal phosphate binding; glycogen phosphorylase activity
Source: RefSeq, a predicted model, not a curated record
CCCACUGUCUCUCUCCUCUCUAAAAUCACUCACUCCCUUUAUUAACAGAAAGACACUUUAACUUGAUUUUAACUCCAACUUCAUUCAGGGUUCAAGCUCUUUGUGUGUGGAUCUACAACACACAGCUUCCUCUUUUCUUCCUCAUCUUGAAAAUGUCGACGAAUGGUACCGAUUCUACAAAGAUUCCGGCCGUUUCAAAUCCAUUAGCCGAGAAACCAUCAGAAAUAGCAUCAAACAUCAAUUACCAUGCAAAAUUCACUCCUCAUUUCUCCCCUUUCAAAUUCCAACCUGAACAAGCUUACUACGCUACCGCUGACAGUGUUCGUGAUCGACUCGUCCAACAAUGGAAUGAGACUUACGAACACUACCACGAGGUUGAUCCAAAACAAACGUAUUACUUAUCCAUGGAGUAUCUUCAAGGACGAGCUUUAACUAAUGCAAUCGGGAACCUCAAUCUACAAGAUGCAUAUGCUGAUGCUCUUAAUAAAUUAGGACAUGAUCUCGAAAACAUUCGUGAACAGGAGAAAGAUGCAGCAUUAGGAAAUGGUGGUUUGGGAAGGCUAGCAUCAUGUUUUCUGGACUCCAUGGCGACUUUGAAUUUACCUGCCUGGGGUUAUGGUUUAAGAUACAGAUAUGGGCUGUUUAAGCAGAGAAUCUCCAAGGAAGGCCAAGAAGAGACUGCUGAAGAUUGGCUAGAGAAAUUUAGCCCUUGGGAAGUUGUGAGGCAUGAUAUUGUGUUUCCUAUCACAUUCUUUGGACAUGUUGAGGUUACACAUACUGGAUUUCGAAAAUUGGUUGGAGGAGAGGUCAUUCAGGCUUUGGCAUAUGAUGUCCCGAUUCCCGGAUACAAGACAAAAAACACUAAUAGUCUUCGUCUAUGGGAUGCAAAGGCUGUCGCUCAGGAUUUUGACUUAUUUCAGUUUAAUGAUGGGCAAUAUGAAACUGCAGCUCAGCUUCAUUCAAAAUCUCAGCAGAUUUGUGCAGUUCUGUAUCCUGGUGAUGCUACUGAAAAUGGAAAGCUUUUAAGGUUGAAACAACAGUUUUUCCUCUGCAGUGCCUCACUUCAGGACAUUAUUGCCCGAUUCAAGGAAAGGAGAGAUGAGAAGGGCUCAUGGAAUUGGUCUGACUUUCCUACCAAAGUGGCAGUACAACUGAAUGAUACUCAUCCUACUCUCGCUAUUCCAGAACUGAUGCGUCUGCUAAUGGACGUAGAAGGACUUGGCUGGGACGAAGCUUGGGAUAUAACAACUAAGACAAUUGCUUACACCAAUCAUACAGUUCUUCCCGAAGCACUAGAGAAAUGGUCACAGGUUGUCAUGAAGAAACUUCUCCCUCGCCAUAUGGAAAUCAUUGAAGAAAUUGAUAAGCGUUUUAUGGCGAUGGUAUCUUCUACUCGAUCUGACCUUGAAAGCAAGCUCUCCAGCCUGCGCAUUCUGGAUAACAACCCACAAAAGCCAGUUGUGCGGAUGGCAAAUAUGUGUGUGGUUUCUGCACACACGGUAAAUGGUGUCGCCCAGUUACAUAGUGACAUAUUGAAGGCGGAGUUAUUUGUGGACUAUGUCUCUAUAUGGCCUACCAAGUUCCAGAAUAAGACCAAUGGCAUUACUCCUCGCAGGUGGCUCCGAUUUUGCAGCCCUGAGCUCAGCAGCAUAAUCACCAAAUGGUUGAAAACUGACGAAUGGGUUACCAACCUUGAUCUUCUUGUUAAACUUCGCCAAUUUGCUGAUAACACGGAGUUGCAAGCUGAGUGGGCAUCAGCAAAGAUGGCUAAUAAACGCCGCUUAGCAGAUUACAUAUUACAGGUGACCGGUUUGACCAUUGACCCUGACAGCCUCUUUGACAUACAAGUUAAGCGCAUUCACGAGUACAAGAGGCAGCUGAUGAACAUUUUGGGUGCAGUUUAUAGAUACAAGAAGCUAAAGGAAAUGAGCUCUGAGGAACGGGCCAAGACAACAGCUCGCACCAUCAUGAUUGGAGGAAAGGCAUUUGCAACAUAUACAAAUGCCAAAAGAAUAGUGAAGUUGGUGAACGAUGUUGGGGCCGUGGUCAAUAGUGAUCCUGAGGUCAAUAAAUAUUUGAAGGUUGUUUUUGUUCCGAACUACAAUGUAUCUGUUGCUGAAAUGCUCAUUCCAGGGAGUGAAUUAUCACAGCAUAUCAGUACAGCAGGCAUGGAGGCUAGUGGUACAAGCAACAUGAAGUUUUCACUGAAUGGUUGUCUCAUAAUUGGAACACUAGAUGGGGCUAAUGUAGAAAUAAGAGAGGAAAUUGGAGAAGAUAACUUCUUCCUCUUUGGCGCCACGGCUGAUGAAGUCCCGAAACUGCGCAAGGAUAGAGAAAAUGGGCUGUUCAAGCCUGAUCCCCGUUUCGAAGAGUCCAAGGAAUAUAUAAGAAGCGGCGCAUUUGGUAGUUAUGACUAUAACCCGCUUCUUGACUCUUUGGAAGGGAACACUGGUUACGGUCGGGGUGAUUACUUCUUGGUCGGUCACGACUUCGCAAGCUACAUGGAUGCUCAGGCCAAGGUGGAUGAAGCUUAUAAGGACAAGAAAAAAUGGCUAAGGAUGUCCAUCUUGAGCACCGCAGGCAGUGGUAAAUUCAGCAGCGACAGGACGAUUGCACAGUACGCAAAGGAAAUUUGGAACAUCAAGGCAUGCCCAGUACCCUAAAGUUAAAGCCAAUGAUGGCUGUUGCUCUUUCUUACAUUCAUUUGCUAAAGAAAUAAAAUCCCAACAAAAAUCUGAAACUGUAAUGGAGGCGUCAAGCUUGCCUAUUUCCAUUUGUAUGCUAUUUAGUAGUAGUUCUCACUUCAAUCUAUAUAAGAAGAAUUUCCUAUCUUAUAUUUUUCUUGGCACAUGAGGAGACAAGAUCCUAUAUGAAAUUAUCAUCAGUUCAUCA